GAAGAAGAGUACCAAAAAUUAUCUUAUUAUAGUGUAAAGUCGCCUUUUAACUCUGGGGGGAUUUUCUUUGAGUAUCUAGUAACAUUUUAAUCGAGAUCAAUUCAGAGUCAGUCGAGGUUCAUCAGUGAAGAUCAGACUGAUGUGACUGAAUGAUUCAUGGAUGAUUCACAAACAGAUGGAGAUGGAGAUUAUUCUCCAGGAUUCAGAUCAGUUCAUCAGAAGAGAUCAGACUCACCUGAGAUCAGUGGUGUGUCUACGAAGAGUGAUGCGUCUAUGAUUAAACCACUGAAAUUUAAACACACAUCACCUGAUCAGAGUCAUUAUUGCCCGCUUCCUGAAGUCCUCAACACAUUCAGAUCAAACCUGAGGAAGAAGUUUGAGUGUUUGUGUGAAGGAACAUCAGAUGAGAGAAACCCAACACUGCUGAAUGAGAUCUACACAGAGCUCUACAUCACAGAGAGUGAAAGUGGAGAGAUCAGUAAUGAACAUGAGGUGAGACAGAUUGAGACACAAUCCAGGAGAACAGCGACAGAGGACACACCAAUCAAAUGCAACGACAUCUUUAAAGCUUUACCUGCACAAGACAAACCCAUCAGAAGUGUGCUGACAAAGGGAGUCGCUGGCAUUGGAAAAACAGUCUCUGUGCAGAAGUUCAUUCUGGACUGGGCUGAAGGGAAAGAGAAUCAGGACGUCCAGCUCAUAUUUCCACUUCCUUUCAGAGAGAUCAAUCUGAUGAAGAACCAAACACUCAGUCUUUUACAUCUUCUUCAUCUUUUCUUCCCAGAGACAAAAGAAAUGGAAAUCUCCAGCGGUGAAUAUAAAGUGUUGUUCAUCUUUGAUGGUUUGGAUGAGUGUCGUGUCUCUCUAGAUUUUCACAGCAGUGUGAGGUUGUGUGAUGUCAGUGAAUCAGCCUCAGUGGACGUGAUGCUGACAAACCUCAUGAAGGGGAAUCUGCUUCCCUCUGCUCUCAUCUGGAUCACCUCCAGACCAGCAGCAGCUGAUCUCAUCCCCUCUGAGUGUGUUGAUCGAGUCACAGAGGUACGAGGCUUCACUGACAAACAGAAGGAGGAAUACUUCAGCAAGAGAAUCAGUGAUGAGAGUCUGAACAACAGAAUCAUCUCACACCUGAAGUCAUCCAGGAGCCUCUACAUCAUGUGUCACAUCCCAGUGUUCUGCUGGAUUUCAGCCACUGUUCUAGAGAGAAUGUUGAGUGAAGCAGAGAGUGAAGGAGAGAUCCCCAAGACUCUCACUCAAAUGUACACACACUUCCUGAUCAUUCAGACAAACAUCAAACAUCAGAAGGACUAUGAGAAGAAAGUGAAGAAUGAUGAAGACAUGAUCUUCAAACUGGCCAAACUGUCUUUUGAGCAGCUUGUGAAAGGGAACCUGAUCUUCUAUGAUGAGGACCUGAGAGAGUGUGGCAUUGAUGUAGCAGAAGCAUCAGUGUACUCAGGAUUGUGCACUCAGAUCUUCAGAGAGGAGUUUGGCUUGUAUCAGGGGAAAGUUUACUGCUUUGUUCAUCUGAGUGUUCAGGAACAUCUCGCAGCUCUUUUUGCUCACAUCUCCCUAACACAUAACAACACAAAUGUGUUUAAUGAAGGUCCUGAAGUGACAAAAAAACGAUGUAAAACUGAAAAUCCACGUUGUUUUUCAACAAUUGUGGAUAUAUUUAAUUUACCGGAUUUAAUGUCUGAGUUUCAUCAGAGAGCUGUAGAUGAAGCUUUACAGAGUCAGAAUGGACAUCUGGAUCUUUUCCUGCGUUUUCUUCUGGGUCUCUCACUGGAGUCCAAUCAGAUUCUCUUACAGGAUCUACGGACACACACGAGAAGAUGCUCCUACAAGAAAGAGAAAACUGUUGAGUACAUUAAACAGAAGAUCGGUGAGAAUCUGUCUCCAGAGAAAUCCAUCAAUCUGAUUCACUGUCUGAAUGAACUGGAUGAUGAUUCACUGCUGCAGGAGAUUCAACAUUAUGUGAGAUCUAACACUGUCGGACGCUCCAAACUCUCCUCUUCACAGUGGUCAGCUUUAGUUUUUGUGUUGUUGAUGUCAGAAAAGCAUUUGGAUGAACUUGAUCUGAAAAAAUUUAUUGGAGGUAAAAAUACAGCAGAUGAAGUUCUUGUGAAACUGAAGCCUGUGAUCAAAGAAUCCAGAAAACUUAAGUUGAUUCGGUGCAAAUUCACAGAUGAAGGUUGUGUUGCUCUGACUUCAGCUCUGAGAUCAAACCCCUCACACCUGAAAGAUCUUAAUCUGUUUAACAUUAAUCUGAGAGAUUCAGGAGUGAAGCUGAUCUCUACUGUACUGGAGAAUCCUCACUGUAAACUGGAGAAACUGUGGUUGAGUCUGUGUAAGAUCACAGAUGAAGGUUGUGUUGCUCUGACUUCAUCUCUGAGAUCAAACCCCUCACACAUAAGAGAACUGAAUCUGUCUUAUAAUAAUAUAGGAGAUUCAGGAGUGAAGCUGAUCUCUACUGUACUGGAGAAUCCUCACUGUAAACUGGAGACUCUGAGGUUGAUUCAGUGUAAGAUCACAGAUGAAGGUUGUGUUGCUCUGACUUCAGCUCUGAGAUCAAACCCCUCACACCUGAGACAUCUGGAUCUGUCUGAUAAUAAUGUAGGAGAUUCAGGAGUGAAGCUGAUCUCUACUGUACUGGAGAAUCCUCACUGUAAACUGGAGAUAUUGUGGUUGAUCAAGUGUAAUAUCACAGAUGAAGGUUGUGUUGCUCUGACUUCAGCUCUGAGAUCAAACCCCUCACACCUGAGACAUCUGGAUCUGUCUGGUAAUAAUGUAGGAGAUUCAGGAGUGAAGCUGAUCUCUACUGUACUGGAGAAUCCUCACUGUAAACUGGAGACACUGGAGUUGAGUCAGUGUAAUAUCACAUAUGAAGGUUGUGUUGCUCUGACUUCAGCUCUGAGAUCAAACCCCUCACACCUGAGACAUCUGGAUCUGAGGUGUAAUAAUGUAGGAGAUUCAGGAGAGAAGCUUCUCUGUGAGCUGAGAGAUGAUCCACAUUAUAAACUGAAGACAGUGGUGACUCACUGGUGAUGACAGUAAUGUGUGUGUGUUUAAAGGUGUGUGUGUGUGAUCUUCAGUAUCAUCUGAUGGACAAUAAGAAGACGACACUAUAGUGACAUCACAGACACACAAUCGACACACACUGAAGACACAAUAACACCUCACACUGAUAACACUGUUUGAAAACAAUCAUUCACACAUUCAGUUUCAUAAUUCAGCACUGAGACUAUAACUCGCAAUAUGGAUUAUAUCUUGAAAAAGCUCACGGCUAUGGAAUGGAAAAUUGAUGAUGCUAGAGACCAAAAUGGACAAACAGAGUAGCCGUGGAAUUGGAAUGCGGUUUACUCGCCUCAAGACGAAACAACUGCAAUCUUAUCUUUUCGGCCCCAUGUACCAGGAUUGGCCUUGGCCGAGGCCGAUACUGGAGAAACAACCCUGAAGGGCAAUGUGGCGAGACGCUCUUGCGUUCCCUCCCCCAUCAUACACACACACACAGACUUCUGGACCCUAUCGCUCAUACAGACACACACACAAACACAGACUCUGACCGAUUCCAAAUCUCCUUAGCUUUGACCCGCCAGCUUGGCAAGCGGGUCUGUGUUAAGCGGCGUAAUGGCUGCAGGACCGGAUGGCUGCUUGCCGGAGCUGGAUUAUUUACCCUGUUGCAAGUCUUGUCUACGUGUACUGUGUGCUUGUUUUUCUCCCCACCUUCCUCAUGUUAUGAUGUACUUCCUUCUUGAUA
This is a messenger RNA of Triplophysa dalaica, 3754 nucleotides long. Its product is annotated as NACHT, LRR and PYD domains-containing protein 3-like. The transcript has 10 exons. Lineage: Eukaryota; Metazoa; Chordata; Actinopteri; Cypriniformes; Nemacheilidae. Gene Ontology annotation, molecular function: protein binding. The coding region runs from base 157 to 3042 and encodes 961 amino acids. The record is from RefSeq and is a predicted model, not a curated record.